Rhizophagus irregularis DAOM 181602=DAOM 197198 is the source of this 714-nucleotide messenger RNA. The record is from RefSeq and is a predicted model, not a curated record. NCBI's taxonomy places the organism in Eukaryota, Fungi, Glomeromycota, Glomeromycetes, Glomerales, Glomeraceae.
AUGAGUCACUCACCAUUUAAAACUAUUCUUCGAAAGAAACCAGAAAAAGAAAAUGAAAAAGCUAAGCUGCUGGCUUCCAAGGGUGCAGAAAUUAUAUAUGCGGAUUAUAGUCAAAACGAUGAUCUUGUCAAAGCUAUUAAAGGAACAGAUGUUAUCGUCAGUGCUGUAAAUUCUGAUCCUAAAACUGAGAGCUUUUAUAAUUCUCAAGCUCCACUGUUAGCCGCUGCCAAGGAUGCCUCUGUGAAGAGAUCUGGAGAUCAUUUUAUCAUAGACGAUAAAGAUAAAUUUAGAGAAGAAUUAGAAAAAAGUGGACUUGAGUACACAUAUAUCGAAAAAGCUACUUUCUAUGUUGAUGCUAACGAAAAAAUUCCCACUACUUCUUUGAAUGAUAUUGGAAAAUAUACCGUAGAGACACUUAAAAUACCAGAGGCUCGUAACGCUCGUAUUAAUAUUGCUGGCUCAUUCCUGUCAUUAAAUGAGUACCUUGAAAUAUUUGAAAAGGCUUCUGGUUCAAAAUGGGAAGUAAUUGUGGAUAAAGAUGUAAGACAUCGAUACAAAAACAAGAUUGAACCAGUUCCCCAAUUCUUGGAUUAUUACAAGGCUGUCCUUUUACAAGAAGGGGAGGUUAAUCUAGAAUUAGAUAAUGAUAAAUUCAGUUUUACUCCUAAACCUGUUACCGAGUUUAUUGAAAAACUUGUAAAACAAGCGUCAUAA